This is a messenger RNA of Parnassius mnemosyne (clouded apollo), 876 nucleotides long. NCBI's taxonomy places the organism in Eukaryota, Metazoa, Arthropoda, Insecta, Lepidoptera, Papilionidae. The record is from the annotation of a GenBank genome assembly.
AUGCAAGAUUUAAUGUCUGCGCUCUGUCUGGAUGACAGCCCUGAUUGCGACACGGCUUAUCACCGGCAAGUCCGUUUGCUGGCGGCAUUUGUGCCGUCUGGUGGGGUUGCGCCUCCACUCACCAUUGGGGACCUGGGAGGUAUAGUCAAGGCCUUGCCUAACACAGCUCCGGGACUCGAUGGGGUAAGUGCGAGAAUCGUGAGGAAUAUAUGGAUGGCAGCACCAAGGGAACUUCACUUGGUGUAUGCUAAGUGUGUAGUAGAGAGAGUUUUUCCCAAGGUAUGGAAGGACGGAAGACUGAUUGUCAUUCCCAAGGGUAAUGACAAGCCGCUCACCGACGCCAAGGCAUACCGUCCAAUUACGCUCCUCCCUGUUUUGGGAAAAUUGCUAGAACGCGUAAUGCUGAGAUGUGCUCCUGCGAUUAGUCGUGGGAUAUCGGAAUACCAGCAUGGAUUUUCUCCGGGGCGAUCUACGGUAACAUCGCUGCGUGUCUUGCUCAGCACGGCAAAGUAUUCUCGGGCUUGCUACGUGCAGGCAAUCUUUCUUGAUAUCUCCGGCGCCUUCGACAACGCCUGGUGGCCGAUGAUGAUGGUUAAGGCGAAACGAGGUGGUUGUCCACCCAACAUUUACAAAAUGCUGGUGGAUUACUUCACCUCCAGACGUGUCGGCCUUUUCAUCGGUGACCGGGUAGAGUGGAAGACGUCGACCAUGGGAUGUCCUCAAGGCUCCGUGCUGGGCCCUACACUGUGGAACGUAUUGAUGGACAACCUACUCCGACUCCCUCUGCCUGAGGGAGUAGCAAUGACUGCCUAUGCUGAUGAUGUCACUAUUCUCAUUGAAUCACAAACCAGAGCGGGCAUCGAAUCCAGGGCCUGA